Messenger RNA from Aureobasidium melanogenum CBS 110374, 1143 nucleotides. RefSeq lists its product as uncharacterized. The transcript has a single exon. NCBI's taxonomy places the organism in Eukaryota, Fungi, Ascomycota, Dothideomycetes, Dothideales, Saccotheciaceae. The record is from RefSeq and is a predicted model, not a curated record. Bases 1 to 1143 code for a protein of 380 amino acids.
AUGGCUGUCGUAGCAACAAUGGCUCAGACCAGCACUUCUCAGCCCAAUCUGUGGAAGCCUCGAUAUGCUGCCAAACAACAUCAAGAAAAACCGCAACCAGCUCAACAGUUCACACGAUCAAGGUCGUUGAGAGAGCCUUUCGAUGCUGCCGAACUGACCCGUAAAUUGGAAAAUUAUCGUCAAGAAUUGAAAUUGGAAAAGGCACGACGCGAGCAGGCAAACAAGAAGGCAGAGAAGGCAUUGGGCUCAGCACAACCACCAACUACUCAGCAGGAUGUCAGCACUACAGCACCAGAGGUGGAAGCAAAUGCCGGAUCGCAGCGUGCACAAGCCAGUUCUGUGCCAAAAAGUCUUAUUGCCAACGAGCAACCGGAACGUAGAAGAUCCCUCAUUCACCGCAGCCGCAAGCAAUCAGCCCAGGAAGACACAGCGCCCAUUGAGCCAGCUAAGCCUUUCAUCCCUCGAGUAGCAGCCAAACAAUUCGCAAACACAACAACCCCACUCAAGGAAAAGGCCGAAACACCAUCAACCACCUCACACCAAGCCUCAGAGUCCAAGCCCAAGGAAGUCAAAGUAAAGGACACAUCCAGGAAGCACGUCCUAGACUGGAACGAACCAGCCCUUCACCACAAGCCCUCCUCACCACCACUCCCAUCAACACUCGAAUACCCCGAUGCAGAAAAGUCUCAAGCACGUAUGCAAGCUCUCCACGCCUUCCGCGAUGCAUCAAAAGCAGGCCGCCCAAGGCCCCUCAGCACAGCAUUAGAAAACAUGCGCGACUGGGAUGCCGUCGACAACGUCUACUCCAAACCGUCAAAACCCAUUCAUGAAGAAUCAGCCUCACCCGCAUACAUCAAUCCUCUCAACCGUCCAAUGCUCAAAGCAGCAGAUCGCCAUGACUGGGCUCAAGGCAGUCAAUGCGGUGACAGUGCACGACAAUCUCUGCAUCUAUUCCGUAAAAAGGAUUCUGCGCAUGAGGAGGCGGAGAUGGCUGGCUUGAGAGCUAGUAUGAGACCUGCAGCGCCGAAACCUAGACAAAAGAGUCAUGGAGAUGCUUCUGAUCAUCUCAUUGGUGAUGCUGUUAAACAGAUCAGAGAAGAACGAAGGAGAAGUAGCCUCUUCAACAUCUUCAGAAGACACUGA